AUGGCAUCAGUGGCGCUGUUACUCUUACUAGUGGGCUGUUUUGGAACGGGCACGUUUGCCGCCAACAUUCUAUACGUCAACACCGUUGCGUCCCCGAGCCAUUUCGGAUGGAACCGAGCGCUGAUAUACGAGCUAGCCUCCCGCGGCCACAAUCUGACCGUGUUUGGGGUGAACAGUGAAUCAAACCCACCACCAAACGUCACGUUCAUUUUGCUCGAAAAUGUGUACGAUGUGCUGUACAGUGAUCCGAACGUGAACACGGAUUUCUUCGAGAUGAGCAAGAUAAGUCCGUUCGCUAUGCAUCUGAUAUUUAACGAAUAUAUGUUUGGCGUGUGUGAGAUUGCGUUGCGCACCGAGGGGGCCAAACGGUUGCAGAACUACCCGCCAGACUUUGGGUUCGAGCUUAUCAUCCACGAUUACCUUUCCGGGCCGUGUUUGGCAGCGCUGGAACACCAUCGGUUCGGGAAACCACCGGUUAUCGGCGUUACAGGGUAUCACGGUGUCUCGACGACGCUUUCGAUGACGGGUGCGUACCAAUACUCGGCACUGGUGCCGAACCAUGUUUACGAUGCGACCGAAGACAUGAGCUACAAGGAGCGCUUCAUUAACCUGCUGGUAAACAUGGAGGAAGAAAUGCUGCAAGCGUACAGUAUGAUCCCAAAGUCGAAUCGAUUGCUGCGACAGUACGAUCCAACGGUGCCGGAUGUGACCGAGUUUUACCGGGAGACGAGGUUGGUGCUGUUGAAUUCGAACCCUGUCAUCCAGUACUCCGAACCGUUUAUGCCCAACGUGAUCCAGGUCGGUGGAAUGCAGAUCAUCAAACCGAAGCCAUUGCCGGAAGAUUUGGAAACCCUGCUCAACCAGGCCGGUCCGGGUGGUGUCGUGCUGUUUUCGCUUGGCACCAAUAUACGCAGCGAUACGCUGGGUGAGACCCGCAUCCUUGCCAUCCUCAGUGCAAUGGAAGAGUUGCCGGAGUACACCUUCCUGUGGAAGUUUGAAACGGACACGUUGCCACGCGCACUGCCCAGCAAUGUGCACGUGAGGAAGUGGCUGCCACAAAACGAUCUGCUGGCGCAACCCGCCAUACGGCUGUUCAUCACGCACAGUGGGCUUCUAAGCACACAGGAAGCGAUCUGGCACGGUGUGCCGGUCAUCGGGUUUCCGGUGUUUGCCGACCAGUUUAAAAACAUCAACUACUGCGAGUCGAAGGGCGUCGGCAAACGGCUUAGCAUUGAGCACGUUAACAAAGAAGACCUCGUGCGUACGAUACGCGAAAUCAUGACCACGGAAAGUUAUCGCAUCAACAUGAAACGCAUGUCAUCGCUGUUCCGCGAUCAACCAGAACAUCCGCUCGAUCGGGCUGUCUGGUGGGUCGAGUGGGUCCUACGCAACCCAGAUGCAACGGAAAUGAUGACGCACGGUACGCGACUCCACUGGUUCGUGAAAUAUUCCUACGACGUGCUGAUUCCACUGUUCGCCUCGAUCGCACUCGUCUGUCACGGAUUGUUCUUCAUCACGCGGCGUCUGUUCUGUCGCAGAAAAGGUCCAGCAGCCAAGUCUGUAAAACAGAAAAGAUCGUAA
Anopheles marshallii is the source of this 1581-nucleotide messenger RNA. RefSeq names its product UDP-glucosyltransferase 2-like. The transcript is spliced from 3 exons. Lineage: Eukaryota; Metazoa; Arthropoda; Insecta; Diptera; Culicidae. The record is from RefSeq and is a predicted model, not a curated record. Bases 1 to 1581 code for a protein of 526 amino acids. Gene Ontology annotation, molecular function: UDP-glycosyltransferase activity.